AUGCUAAUCGUGUUCUGCGCGAGUCUCUUUGUUAAUACAACUCCCGUACUGGACCCAUCAAAGCCUCCAUCAUCAGAGAAAGCUUUCGACAUCUUCAAGUUCGGUCGCGCUGAUGGCACUGUCCUUCUUCCUGCUACUAUUGAUACAUCAUUAUAUCGAGAUCCCUCUGACUUCACUGUAUUAGAAAAACCUGAGAGAAAAGACACCACCUCUAGACUCCAAUCCUCAAGUCUCGCCGAUUGA
Messenger RNA from Botrytis sinoallii, 243 nucleotides. RefSeq lists its product as uncharacterized. Lineage: Eukaryota; Fungi; Ascomycota; Leotiomycetes; Helotiales; Sclerotiniaceae. The coding region runs from base 1 to 243 and encodes 80 amino acids. The transcript has a single exon. The record is from RefSeq and is a predicted model, not a curated record.